Molecule: messenger RNA, 2508 nt
Organism: Felis catus (domestic cat)
Lineage: Eukaryota; Metazoa; Chordata; Mammalia; Carnivora; Felidae
Gene: SLC41A2
Product: solute carrier family 41 member 2
Exons: 13
Coding region: 557-2278 (573 amino acids)
Biological process (GO): monoatomic cation transport
Cellular component (GO): plasma membrane
Molecular function (GO): monoatomic cation transmembrane transporter activity
Source: RefSeq, a predicted model, not a curated record
GAUGUCAGUUUGUUGCCAGAGAAUGAUUGUACUGUCACAGUACUGUGACUUCACAGAAUUAGAUUGUGAAACCCAACUGUGAAGGAAAAAUUCUUUAAGUGUAUGGUUUCGAUAAGUGGCAAGAGAAGUUAUGAAAAAUUCAUGAAAGUACCGGUUUCCUGAAGACCCGUAUUGUUCAGUACGUGUACUGUUUAGUGUAUGUACAAACUGCGCUAUGUACCAGGGAGCACCCUUGAGGGAAAGCACAGCCUGGGAAGGUGGAAGAUCAACUUCAUCUUUCUGGGCGGUGCCAUUGUACAGGUGUCCCAGCGAGGGAAGGUGGUGUUAGGCUGCCACCUGAGGAACACCUCCGCGAGGGAGCUGUGCUGUUUUAUCACUUUGGAAGAUCCAAUCCCUCUGUGGACCUUCUAAACAUCUUUUACUAGUAGAAACAUUAUUUCCUACAAAAUGAAGUCAGCGUCUUAAUUUAAACCAGCAUUUGUGUGGUUCUGACUUUACCUGCUAUGGUUUGUGAAGCUUGAGAUCUAAGGAGUACAGGGUCUUUUGUGAUGACAAUAUGACUAAUAGUAAAGGAAGAUCUAUUACCAGUAACACAAGUAGUGGUCCAAGUAGUGGAGGAGGUUUUGUAGACUGGACUUUAAGCUUAAAUACAAUUCAAUCUGAUAAGUUUUUAAACUUAUUGUUGAGUAUGGUUCCAGUAAUUUACCAGAAAAACCAGGAAGAUAGGCACAAAAAAACCAAUGGCAUUUGGCAAGAGGGAUUAUCAGCUGCAGCCCAGACUUUUAGUAAUCGAUCUGAGCAGCACAUGGAGUAUCACAGUUUCUCAGAGCCGCCUUUUCAUGGCAACAGUGGGCACGCACCGUCAGGCUGCAGCCCAAAGUAUGAUGACUAUGCCAGCUACAAUUACUGUGAUGCAAGGGACGCUGCGGAAACAGCUGCCAUGUUACAGAAUGAAGCUGCAUCUAGUGAUGGCGACGAAGAUGCCACUGUGGAAGUAAACCAGAAGUCACCAAAGGAAUCCAGUGGCAUCAUGGCGCUGCAAAUACUUGUGCCAUUUUUGCUAGCUGGUUUUGGAACGGUUUCAGCCGGCAUGGUUUUGGAUAUAGUCCAGCACUGGGAGGUGUUCAAAAAGGUAACAGAAGUUUUCAUUUUAGUUCCUGCACUUCUUGGUCUCAAAGGAAACUUGGAAAUGACAUUGGCAUCCAGAUUAUCCACUGCAGUAAAUAUCGGGAAGAUGGAUUCACCCAUUGAAAAGUGGAACCUAAUAAUUGGCAACUUGGCUUUAAAGCAGGUUCAGGCAACAGUGGUUGGUUUUCUAGCAGCUGUGGCAGCAAUUAUACUGGGCUGGAUUCCAGAGGGGAAAUACUAUCUUGACCAUUCCAUACUCUUGUGCUCUAGCAGUGUGGCAACUGCCUUCAUUGCAUCUCUUCUGCAGGGAAUAAUAAUGGUUGGGGUUAUUGUUGGUUCAAAGAAGACUGGCAUAAAUCCUGAUAAUGUUGCUACCCCCAUUGCUGCUAGUUUUGGUGACCUCAUAACUCUUGCCAUAUUAGCUUGGAUAAGUCAGGGUUUGUACUCCUGUCUGGACAGGUAUUACUACAUUUCUCCAUUAGUUGGUGUCUUUUUCUUGGCUCUAACUCCUAUCUGGAUUAUAAUAGCUGCCAAACAUCCAGCCACAAGGACAGUUCUCCACUCAGGCUGGGAGCCUGUCAUAACAGCUAUGGUUAUAAGUAGCAUUGGGGGCCUUAUUCUGGACACAACUGUAUCUGAUCCAAACUUGGUGGGGAUUGUUGUUUACACACCGGUUAUUAAUGGUAUUGGUGGUAAUUUGGUGGCCAUUCAGGCUAGCAGGAUUUCUACCUACCUCCACUUACAUAGCAUUCCUGGAGAAUUGCCUGAGGAACCCAAAGGUUGUUACUACCCAUUUAGAACUUUUUUUGGUCCAGGAGUGAAUAAUAAGUCUGCUCAAGUUUUACUGCUUUUAGUGAUUCCCGGACAUUUAAUUUUCCUCUACACUAUUCAUUUGAUGAAAAGUGGUCACACGUCCUUAACUGUCAUCUUCAUAGUAGUGUACUUAUUUGCUGCUGUGCUACAGGUGUUUACCUUGCUGUGGAUUGCUGACUGGAUGGUCCAUCACUUCUGGAGGAAAGGAAAGGACCCGGAUAGUUUCUCCAUCCCCUAUCUGACGGCAUUGGGUGAUCUGCUUGGAACAGCUUUGUUAGCCUUAAGUUUUCAUUUUCUUUGGCUUAUUGGCGACCGAGAUGGAGACGUUGGAGACUAAUAAGUCCUCAAACUGUUCUCAAGUUCCACGGAGGAAAACACAAGACAACCACUUAUGACUCUUUUUCAAAAAUCUUUAAUCAGUAGUUUGACUUCUACCAGGGUAGUCUUCAGUUGGCCCUGAUUCAAUUAAAUGGCCUUAAUAUUUUUUUAAGGAAUUUGUGUUAAAACCAGAAUCAACAGUAUUUGUGCUGCUUUUCAUAGAAUAAAUGAUAAUUUGACAUAGAUGUA